UUUUUUUAGUGGAGUUCCUAAUUUGAUUGAAAAGAACAAGGGGAAUAUUUACAUGUCAAGUACAAGUCCACCAAGUGUUAUAAAAGCAUAUUACAAGCAAUAUGGAAAAGAUUUUACAAAUUUUCUGAAAUAUCGUUCUGAAGAAUUGAUGAAAGGUGGGAAAAUGGUAUUAACAUUUUUAGGAAGAGAAAAUGAAGAUCCCUCUAGCAAAGAAUGUUGCUAUAUUUGGGAACUUUUAUCCAUGGCCCUUAAUGAAUUGGUUGUUGAGGGAUUGAUAGAAGAAGAGAAAUUGGAUGCCUUCAACAUUCCUCAAUAUACACCAUCACCAGCAGAAGUGAAGUACAUAGUUGAGAAAGAAAAUUCAUUCACCAUUAAUAGAUUGGAAGCUACAAGAAUCCAUUGGAAUGCUUCUAAUGAUCAUAUUAAUGGUGGUUAUAAUGUGUCGAGGUGCAUGAGAGCUGUGGCUGAACCUUUACUU
This is a messenger RNA of Capsicum annuum, 478 nucleotides long. RefSeq names its product S-adenosyl-L-methionine:benzoic acid/salicylic acid carboxyl methyltransferase 2. The record is from RefSeq and is a predicted model, not a curated record. Gene Ontology annotation, molecular function: S-adenosylmethionine-dependent methyltransferase activity. Gene Ontology annotation, biological process: methylation. Lineage: Eukaryota; Viridiplantae; Streptophyta; Magnoliopsida; Solanales; Solanaceae.